GUCAAGGAAUGCCUGAAUGUGGCGUGUAACCCCGUUUUAGCACAUCUUCUCGGCAUGGAUCCUAGGGGUACAGCUCGGGUGCUUGUCAUCGCAGUUUUGGGAUGUUGUUUUGGGGAAGUGUACAGUUACGGAGAGGAGAGCAGCGAGUUCACGUUCCUGUUGCAAGCUGGGAAAUCGGAUUGUUUCUUCCAAAGGGCAAUACAGAAUGGUACGAUGGAGGUGGAAUAUCAGGUGAUAGGAGGUGCUGGCAUGGAUGUGGACUUCACCAUCCUCUCUCCAGAGGGCAUCGUCUUGGUUGCAGAGUCUCGGCGCUCUGAUGGACUUCACAUGGUGGAGCCCACAGUGAAGGGAGACUAUCAAAUCUGCUUUGACAACAGCUUCAGCCACUUCUCGGAGAAGAUAGUGUUCUUUGAGCUCUACGUGGAGGGUCAAGGAGGAGACGUGGGUGGUGAUGAGGAGUGGGGCGGAGUAGAGGAGCUGGAUGAAAACAUGCUGGAGUACAAGUUGCAGGACAUGCGGGAAUACAUGGAUUCUAUGCACAAACGACUGGAGCGUGGCCGGCAAAUGCAGACGGUGCUGCGAGCCUUUGAGGCACGGGAUCGAAACCUCCUGGAAGACAACCUCUGGAGGGUCUCGUUUUGGUCGUGUGCCAGUCUACUAGUGAUGCUGUGCGUGGCUUUCACCCAGGUCUACACUGUACGCAAACUGUUUGACGAUAAGCGGAAGGUGUGCACAUGAAAGGGUCUUUCUCCAGUGAGACAACACGUGCAGGGAAUCCAGCUGUUCAGAUGUGGAGAUAUUGAUAUUUAAUUUAAAAUGAAUCCAGCUGUCUGAGCAAUUAACCCACAGUUUGCAAUGAAGAACAUUUUCCCAGUUAGUGGCCUUUUCUUUCCUUUAGUGCCUUUUUAGUGUUGAAUCUUACUGAUGCAUUUUAAAAGGCACUGCAGGGCAUUUUGCAGUUAAAAAAAUUGAGUGUGGUUGUAUGAUCUAGUUUGUAAAGGCGAAAGGUCAGUGAAUCACUCAGUUCUUCCAGUUUACAAGGGAAAACGAUGUGCAAUAGUAGUGAUGCAUUUGUUCCUCAUUGCCGUGCUAAGUUUAAUUGUAUGAUUGUUUUCUGUAAACAAACGAUUAUUCCUAGUUUGUGUGUACAUGUGCCAGCACUGUAAUGCAUUUCGUCAGAUGCGCCACACAAUGUCAUUGCAAGCACAAUAAUCAUGUGCCCAUGGUGUUUGAUGCUGUUUAAUGUGAGUUAUUUUUUUUCUCUAUUGUGUUUCUUUUUAAUGAGUGGUUUUCCUUGUCGAAACAAAAAAAAGUACUGCCAUAGUGAAAUUAAAAGUAAAGUUUUCAUGGGAGGCAUGGCGUUGGUUUUAAUAAAUAU
Molecule: messenger RNA, 1378 nt
Organism: Dunckerocampus dactyliophorus (ringed pipefish)
Lineage: Eukaryota; Metazoa; Chordata; Actinopteri; Syngnathiformes; Syngnathidae
Gene: tmed1b
Product: transmembrane p24 trafficking protein 1b
Exons: 5
Coding region: 55-738 (227 amino acids)
Biological process (GO): Golgi organization; endoplasmic reticulum to Golgi vesicle-mediated transport; intracellular protein transport
Cellular component (GO): COPII-coated ER to Golgi transport vesicle; Golgi apparatus; endoplasmic reticulum-Golgi intermediate compartment
Source: RefSeq, a predicted model, not a curated record